AUGAAAUUAUUGGUAUAUGUUUCACUCAUCAUUUUUUCUUUUGGUAUUGUUGUUAAUAAAACUAAAAAGAUUAAGCUGUAUUCUAAAACAAAACAAAAUACUUGCCAAAAAGAACAGUGUUCUAUUCCAUAUAUUUCUCAAACUUCAUUUGACUGUUCUAAUGAAGCAAGUGCAAGUGGGUUGUUAAGCAAAGGGGAAUUUACUAUUGAUGAUUUGAUAGAAGCUAUGUACUUUUAUGGAACAACAAUAGACCUUGUAGGAUCAUUAAAUAAAGACGCCUUUAGCCCACCCUCUUUUAUUGUUGUUAAAGUGAAUAAUAAGCCUGUUAGAUUUGGGGUUAUAAAUGAAGAUUAUUUAAAAUGUAGAUCUGAAGAGUGUUGUAUGAGAAGAUACAGUGAAUCAACAACAGACAGUAUUGUCAGAAGAGGAAAAAAUAUAUUUUCAAUUGAGAGUCAAAGUAAUGUUAUAUGCAUUUCUUCUAUAGAGAUUAAGUUUAAUUAUGGAAUACAAUUACCUGAUAUUAUUACGCUAACACCAUCAUGUGGUCCUAUAGAAGGGAAUACAACGAUUCAAGUAUUUGGGAAUAAUUUUCAAGAAGAAGGAAAACAAUAUUAUUGUUGGUUUGGGAAUGAAAAAAGUAAAUUUGAUGUAAUAAAUUCUACAUUUGGAAAUUGUUUAAGUCCAAAUAUUAAUAAAAUUCAUUCAUAUCAAUUUCAUGUUGGAUAUGAAGAUGAUGGAAAUAUUAAAUCAAACGUCGAGUUUGAAUAUUAUAAUUGUUCGAUAAUGAAAGCAGAAAAUCAAAAUUAUCAAGAAAAACAAAUUAUUAUGGUUAAUGGAAAUGGAUUUAUUGACACUAAAAGUAUUUAUUGUAAAUUAGAAGAGACUAACUAUAGCAAACUAUCACCUAUUAUUUUAAAAGCAGAGUAUAUUGAUCAAAAUACAAUAAUAUGUCAAAUAAAUAAUAUGGAUGAAAUUAAAAACAAAAAGUAUUUUCUUAGUAUUUCAUUAAAUAAUGUUGACUAUAUUAAAUACAACACAAGCGUUUUAAUUAAACCUGAAGUUCAAUAUUAUAGCAUUGAAUGGAUCAUUAUUCUAAUAAUAUUGACAAUAACUAUUAUUAUUCUUCUAUCAAUAGUUACUGUUGGUGUUUUAUUUAUAAAGAAACAAUCUCAACAAGAAUCGGUUGAUCAAACAAUCUCAACAAAAGAGAUAGUUUGUGAUAAAAUUAUUGGAAGAGGUAGUUUCGGGGAUGUAUGGAGUGCUAGUUGGAAAGGUCAAGAAAUAGCUGUAAAACUCAUUCCUAUUGAAAGGGUAGAAAAGAAAAAUAUUGAAGAAGUUACUAAAGAAGUUAAACUUAUGAAAUCACUAAGACAUCCUUGUAUUCUUCAAUUCUUUGGAAGUGGAAUGGAUAAUAAUUUUAUGCUUAUAGCAAUGGAACUAAUGCAAAAUGGUACUGUUAGAGAAAUAUUAAAUAAUAGUUGUAUUAAUUUAACUAUAGAAAAUAAAUUAAGAAUGCUUAAAGACACUGCUAGUGGAAUGUUUUAUCUUCAUCACUGUAAACCACCAAUUCUUCAUAGAGACCUUAAAACUAAUAAUUUACUUGUUAAUGAUAAUUGGUGUGUAAAAGUCAGUGAUUUUGGAUUAUCAACUCCUUUACUUGGUAAAGAAAUUAACACAACAAAUCUUUGUGGUACAUUAGCAUGGAUUGCUCCAGAAAUUUUACAAAAUAAACCAUUUGGUAUUAAAAGUGAUGUAUAUUCUUUUGGUAUUGUUAUGUGGGAAAUUCUUACUCGAAAAAGACCAUACUCUAAACUUACUCCAUAUCAGAUAAUGCUUAGUGUCAGCCAAAAAGGAUCUAGACCUAAAAUUCCAAAAAAACUUGCAACUAAUGAAAUAAAUAAAAAAUAUAUUGAACUAAUGGAACGUUGCUGGGAUGAAUUACCUGAAAGUCGUCCUUUGUUUGAUGAAAUUAUUGAUAUUUUGACUGAUUUAAUAGAAAUGACAAAAUUUUGUUAA
Molecule: messenger RNA, 2016 nt
Organism: Entamoeba histolytica HM-1:IMSS
Lineage: Eukaryota; Evosea; Mastigamoebida; Endamoebidae
Product: protein kinase, putative
Exons: 2
Coding region: 1-2016 (671 amino acids)
Biological process (GO): protein phosphorylation
Molecular function (GO): ATP binding; protein kinase activity
Source: RefSeq, a predicted model, not a curated record